AUAAAUAUAAAUAUAAAUAUAAAUAUAAAUAUACACACACAGUACCAGUGCUGGGUCACGUGCAGGUGUGAGUGGAUUCAGAGCAAACCCCACUCUGACAGUGCAGCAUGAAUUGCUCUACUGCUCUGCAACAUCAAAUUCAAAUUUCAGCCUGGUUCUUAACCAGAAUUCUUCCAUGAGAGAGGCUUUUCUUACCAAACCAACACCAAAAAAAGUUCCAAAAAAUGGCCAGCUUAAAUCCAUCUGGGCCGUGGCGUUCAGGAUGGGAGAAUGCAUGGUUUCCUAUUAAUGCUGCUCCAAUCCUCUUAAUGAAGAUCUUGGGCUGGCUUGGGCACAUUUAUAGCUCAGGUCAUUCUUCCCCCUGACACAGAUAAUGCUGGGCUCAGAGCCGCGGGGCUGCUGAGGAUGAGCAAGGGCUGUGUGUGCUGGGAGGAAGGCUUGGUGGAGCUGAGCAGGAGCCCCCAGCUGCACCUUGGGUCUGCCACCAAACCAGAAACGAGCUUCAGGGGGAGGGAGAGCAGGGGAUUCCGUGGACACAAGGAGGGGAAGGGGAUAAGGAGAAUAUGCCCUGAAAAUCUGGAAUAAACAGCUGCUGCUCUCCUUAGCUCAAAGCUUUAAGAUGGAGAUGUGGCAGUGAGAGGAAGGUGUGUGGAUCUAGGUGCCUUCACUCAGUCUCACAGCCUCAGCAGGCAUUCCAUUAACUGAAUCCAUCAGCAGGUUUUGCUGUGGAAGUGUUUGUUUUCUCAGCAUUCCCCCUCUGUAUCUGAUGUUUUUCCUGUGCCCCAUCUCACUGGAGCACUGAGCAGCCCCCACAGGCAGGCAACACAAGCCAGCACCACAAAGAUUAAUGUUCCUUCCCUCAUAAUCCCUUUUUUCCCCUAGAAAACCCUACAGGACGGAGAAUGGGGCUGUGAGUUGUGUGUGCAGGAACCUCUGCUCCCACAUUCUUUGACAGGGAGGUAUUAAUGAGCAGAAAGACCCUGAGCCCCUGGAGUUUGCUUCUAAAUAGGGCACAGCUCGGAACAUCUGAAGGUCUCUGGGGCUCAUGGGUGGGAAUCUCCUAAUGAUCUUUAGUUAUUUUUAUCCGUGCCCAGUGCUCAGUGCUGCGGGGCACAGGAGCCACUCGGAGAUCUCCUGGGGAGGGCACGGAGCUGCCAGCCCUGGGCAGGGGAGGAGGAACAGAAAAUAAAGAGCAAAAAAGGGAAGGCGGCACAGCCAGAACACCAGAGAAAGGCACGGGACAGCCAGAAGACAAACAAAGGACUUGGGCAGGGUUUUUCUUCUUUUCCUUCUGUUUUUAACCCUGCUUUCCCAAGGAAAAUGGGACAGCAGUUCACCAAUGCUGAGGGGGAGCAAGGGGAGAUUGAUGUUGCAGAGCUGCAGGAAUGGUAUAAGAAAUUUGUGGUGGAAUGUCCCAGUGGGACCCUCUUCAUGCACGAGUUCAAGCGGUUCUUCGGGGUCCAGGACAACCAGGAGGCAGCAGAGUAUGUGGAGAACAUGUUCAGGGCUUUUGACAAGAAUGGGGACAACACCAUUGAUUUCCUGGAGUAUGUGGCUGCCUUGAACCUGGUUUUGAGGGGGAAGCUGGAGCACAAGCUGAGGUGGACGUUCAAGGUGUACGACAAGGAUGGCAACGGCUGCAUAGACAAACCCGAGCUGCUGGAAAUCGUGGAGUCUAUCUACAGGCUGAAGAAGGUGUGCUGGUCGGAGGUGGAGGACAGGACCCCGCUGCUGACACCAGAGGAGGUGGUGGACAGGAUAUUUCAGCUGGUGGAUGAGAACGGGGAUGGGCAGCUGUCCCUCGAUGAGUUCAUCGACGGAGCCAGGAAGGACAAGUGGGUGAUGAAGAUGUUGCAAAUGGACGUGAACCCCGGGGGAUGGAUCAUUGAGCAGAGGAGAAAGAGUGCUUUGUUCUGAGAGAGGCGGCUCUGGCACAGCUGAAAGGUGAUGCUGAGCCCCAAGCGUGAUCCUCCCUCUAGCCUGGUAACGACUUUCCUUUUUAAUUCCACCUCAGCAUCCCGAUGAAAACCUGAGUUGUUUCAGCAGCCGUCUGUGAUGUAAACCCCCGAGCACUGCUGGUACCCAGGGACUGUUUCUGGCCCGUGAAUAACCCUUCCUGUGUACACAAUUCUGUGUUUGCCAGCUCUGCUUUUUGGUUACACCCCAAGGAACAAAGUUCUGGUGGCUUCCUGCACAGAUCUGAGCAGGGUUUGGGCUGGGCAGUGAGGAAUGGAGCCAGUGGUGCUGUGUCAGUGCAGACUGUGCUGGCAAGGCUCGCUCCUGCCCUUUCAGCACCCAGAGCAGCACAGGGUGGUUGUUGGAUGCUCAGGGCAUCUCUGGGUAUGUUUUAUAGCAUUUACUGCUGCUCGUGUCCAACAAAAAAAACACCAAAAAAUGAGAAUUGGAUCAGAGCAGUGGCCAGGACAGCACACAGAGCUGGGGGAAACAUCCUCAGGGCUGGGCAGGAGCAGCAGCAGCUCCUUCCUCCCCCUCUGGGGGCCAGAGGCUGCUCCUGCCUGCCCCGAGGCCUGGGGGCUGGGAGGUGCUGGCUGCAGACACUGGCAUUUCCCAGCCCCUCUCAGAGCACAGAACACAGGCGUGACCCUUCCAGCCCCUGGUUCUCGGGAACUUCACUAGAACAGCUUUUCCUGCCCUGGGAAGAGCGGGUGAGCCCAGGAGCUGUCACUGCACUGGGGAGAGGUUGGUGUGGGAGCAGAGAUGGGGAAGAGCUGAGCUGUGCUUGGCAGUGUCUGUGCCAUGGAGGAUUUGUGCUGCUCCACUGGCAGGACCAGAACCAGAAAUCAGGGAUGGUUUGGGUUGGGAGGAACCUGGAAACUUCUCCAUUUCCAAUCCCCCUGCUCUGGGCAGGGAUGCCACAUCAGAUUGCUCCAAGCCCUGUCCAAACUGGCCUUGAAAAGUGAAAAAAUUUCCAGUACAGUGGUUUUACACUGCACUUAAUUUAGCCCCAGACUGCAGAUACAGAAUUUACACAAGUUGCAGGCUGAGCUCUGCUGUCCUCACCCGUGUUUCUACACAGAUGUAGGUGGGAAAAGAAUUCGGGUUGAAUCAAUAUUUUGGUUCACCUUUAUUGGAUUUACUCCUUCAUUCCAAAGAAAACCCCCCAGGAAAACAACAUGAGCUUGUCUGUUCCAUUUUAACUUUCCUCUGGGAUCAGUGGGCCAGGUCAUACCAAUGAAAAGAUUUACAACCCCUUUUUUGUGGCCUUUAAUUAGGACUGCAGUAGCUGUCAUUAGCUGAUUAGUGAGCUGGUUUGUGGUCUUGUCAGUUUUCCCAGUGUUUGAAUUCCAUGGGGAAGUGCUCAGGAUUAGACACAAUCAGUGCUGGGGUUCAGAUUGUGCACAUUUCCACUUGGAAAUAGCCUUUCCAUGAGUUCUCUGUAAACACGAGCAGUCUGUGCUGUGCUGACUUAUCAGAGCUGAUUAGGCUUGUGCUCUCUGCUGCUCCGAGGCAGCCGGGCAAAGCUCUCUCUGGUCAAUAGUUUAUCAGCUCCAGGUCUGAAAGAAAAAUCUGAUUCUGACUUGAGAGCCUGCAUGAAAACAUUCACAUUUAUUGAUUUUCCAGCUUGUGAAAAACUGUUUUCAUUGGAGGCUCCAAACCUCUAAGAAUUCCUUACAUUUCAGCAUCUCAACCCCCUGCUGCCUGCACGGAUUUAGAGAGGCUGUUUAGUUCACAGAAUUGCGUUUUGCUGCUUCACUGAAAUGCUUCCAAUGCUCCAGUUCUGCUCACCGGGUCAGCCCAGGCUCUGCUCGGGGACCCCAGGCCAGCAGCCCUCCCCUGGUGAGCACUUGUACAGACCUCAGUAGGAGU
Molecule: messenger RNA, 3828 nt
Organism: Passer domesticus (house sparrow)
Lineage: Eukaryota; Metazoa; Chordata; Aves; Passeriformes; Passeridae
Gene: GUCA1B
Product: guanylate cyclase activator 1B
Exons: 4
Coding region: 1321-1917 (198 amino acids)
Biological process (GO): visual perception
Cellular component (GO): cone photoreceptor outer segment; photoreceptor inner segment
Molecular function (GO): calcium sensitive guanylate cyclase activator activity; calcium ion binding
Source: RefSeq, a predicted model, not a curated record